GUCCGUCAACUUGGGCUGGCUUCGCACGGGUUCAGCUUGAGGAAGCUUGACGUUGGGCCAAACGGAGCACUACAACGUCGUCGUGACACGGAAAUCCGGCAGCCAUGUUAUCGACACCGCAGCUGUCCACCCAAAGGGUGUUGACGUCUGUCCUCGCGGCUGCCUCGUGCUGGGGCAGUGGGCAUGCGUCCCAAUGCAUCCCCCGGGGCAACCCGUUCGACAUCAUCGACCCCCAGAACUGGAUCAACCCAGACCGGAUGACCUGGGACGACUUCAAGGCGCCUCCCGGGACGAACUGGGGCGACCCUUCUCGCAGGGGUUCCAGCCGCAACUUCAACAUUGCCCUCGUGACGGUCGAUUAUGAGGACAAGUCGUUUGCCAUCACGGGUCCGCCAAACUCGACCAUAUAUGGCAACCCCCAGCCGGCCGCCGCCAACAUUCCACGCGAAAAGGUCCCCGCCUUCUAUCGCGACCUGCUCAAUAAGCCCAAUGAGCUCAACCGGGGCCACACUCUCCACGAGUACUGGAUGGAAGACUCGGCCGGCAGAUUCGGGGUCGACCUGACGGUGUUUGGUGCCUACCGCAUGCCUUCCAAGUCGUACCAGUACGGCAUCGACGAUGACAUGAACCCCGGCGCGUGCCCGCCCGGCGCCACCUGCAACCUCGACAUCAGAGACGACAGCCUCGCCGCCUGGCGCAAGGACGUGGGCGACAAGGUCGCGGAUUCGUUCGAGCUCGUCUUCAUCCUGUCGGCAGGCCAAGACGAGUCGGCGAGCUGGCAAGAGUUCGGCGAGAUGAAGUUCGCCUCCAAGGAGGAUGUCCCUGCCGCGUUCGGUCCGCCGCCCGGCGCGAAUGGCUCGGCCGUCAACUAUGCGUCCACGAGAUACGUCGAGUGGACAUCGUGGGCCGCGGCGUCCAACAUAUGGCCCAACGCCGGCGGCGGCUCCUCGACGCAGUGCGAGAGCUCCGGCAUGGGCGUCUACGCGCACGAGCUCAGCCACCUGCUCAACAUUGGCGACAACUACAACAACCCCUACGGCAAGCCGCUGCGCCGUGCUUACACCGGCCCGUGGUCGAUGCUGUCCCGCGGCUCCUUCAACGGCCCCGGCGGGCCGCACUCGAGAUGGCAGAUCCCGGCGCUGCAAGGAAGCUCCAUGGGCUCGCUACACACGAUGCGCGACAAGCUCCAGCUGGGGCUCGUCGCCAACUCCAGCGUGCUCAGGAUCUCCCGAACGGGACUCGUCGGCUCCGGACCGGUCGUCGCGCGCAUCACCGCACGUGCCGUCAAGGCGGACCUCAUGGGCCUCCGCGUCGAGAUGGGCAACGACCUCGCCCCUGCUUGCGACAUCUCCACGGACGUCCUCUGCGACGGCCGUGGCUACAACAACUAUGAAACGGAGGUUGUGGACCGCAUGGGCGCCGACUCGUUCCAGCCAGACGCAGGUGUCAUGAUUAGCAAGACCAAGACCGUCGCCAAGCAGCCGUUCCAAUGGACCAUCGAUGCGAACCCUCAGGACAUUAACCUGGUUGACUUUAUUCGGCCAAACGGGACCAAGGCCAUGGCGACCAUGGGCGACUACCGCCAAUUGGCAGAUGCGCUGUUCCACGCCGGAACGCGCUCUGGCAGUGAGUUCGAGUACGUCGACAAGGCCAACGUGCUUCACCUGUACGUCCUCAAGAAGCAUCGCGACAAGACGGGCGUGCUUUCCUACACUGUCGGCGUCCGAUCCCUGAACGGCACGGACGCGAGCGAGCACGGCGUCAAGCUCUCACCAGGCAAGGUGACCGCCGGAAAGAACAAGGUGACUGACAAGGGCGUCUUUUGCUCCUUUGACCUGACCAACAAUGGCACCUACGUCGCCGGAGGAUCGCAUCCUCAGGAUCUGACCCCGUAUUUGGGCGUGGACAUUUACCGCCUUCAGGCUGAGGUGAAGGGAUCCGGGUGGCGAGUUGAGCUGCCCAACGCUCUGGCUUUUGCAAAGUACGGCGAGACCACGAGCGUUCAUGUUGCGGUGGGCGCGUCUGCUCAUGCCCACGACGUUGGUACGGUGACGCUCGUAGCCACGUCGGAGUCGGAUAAGAAGGCGAGGGCGGUCGCCGAGUGCCGGGUGAAGAAGGACUGAGUGGCGCAAUGUCGCGUAUAAAAAGCUUUCCAUAACGACAGCGACAAUGAACAUACAUUUGACAUUAGAAGCAUGAUUUGGCGAGUCUCAAGUGCCGGGAAGCUCUGAAAUGAAGGAAUGCGUGACAGCAUGAAAGUAAUCCUCGACAGCGGAAUACAUGGCACGUAAUGUAUCGAAUAGAAAUGAAGAGCCGGCAAAAAUUAUAUAAGUUGCGAGAAG
Messenger RNA from Purpureocillium takamizusanense, 2342 nucleotides. RefSeq lists its product as uncharacterized. Gene Ontology annotation, molecular function: peptidase activity. NCBI's taxonomy places the organism in Eukaryota, Fungi, Ascomycota, Sordariomycetes, Hypocreales, Ophiocordycipitaceae. Bases 105 to 2123 code for a protein of 672 amino acids. The record is from RefSeq and is a predicted model, not a curated record. The transcript has a single exon. Gene Ontology annotation, biological process: proteolysis.